UCCUUUGUGUGAGGGCCGAUCAAAUAAUUGCAUGGAAAAAAAAAAUUGCAUGGAUGCCUCCCCGGGGACCCACCUUCAGGCCGCUGAGCUCACAUCACCUCUCGCCUGCGACCCGCCCAGGGUCCUUUGAAAACCUCCGACGCCCCGUCUUUGGCGCCAUUUUUGGGCUUAGCCCAUCUGGUUAUGCAGGUCAAGGUUCAAUCACUGAGCCACGCUGCCCGGGCCCCACACCUGCUUUAGAUUUUAAAGGACGUCACCCAUUACACAGCAUGGAGUUGUUACCGGAAUCCCUGACAUUUCACGACGUGGCCGUGGACUUCACCUGGGAGGAGUGGCAGCUCCUGAGCCCCGAGCAGAAGGACCUGUACAGGGACGUGAUGUUGGAGACCUACAGCCACCUGGUGUCAGUGGCAGGGUGUCAAGCCAGCAAACCAGACCUCUCCAAGCAGCUGGAACGAGGGGAAGAACCGUGGACAGUACAGCGUGGACGCCACUGUCCAGUCUGUCCAGAACUCAGGAAGGUGGAUGAUCUUCUGCAGCAUCACGUGCAAAUCCAAAGCCUUCAGAAGAGGGUCGACCGAGGCUGUGAACAUAGUAUGUUAGCAGAUACUGUUAAUCAGAGUGAAGAUCAUUCUCUAUUCAAGCAAAAUUGUGAUAUGUUUGAGAUAAGUGAAAAACCUUUAAAGUCAAAUUUAAAUUUUGGAAACCAAAACAGAAGUUGUAACUUAAAGAAUUCUGUGGAAUUGAAGGGAGAUGGUAUAUCCAUUCUUCAUGCCAACCAUGAACAAUUUAAUUCUGAGAUCAUGUUGCCUGUCGGUACCAAAUCCAUUAGUAAUCAAUCCCAGGUCACUCAGCAACAGAAAUCUCACAAUGUAGAGAAAGCCCAUGUAUGUGUUGGAUGCGGGGAAGCCUUCAUGAAAACGUCUCAGCUCACUGAUCAUCAGAGAGUUCAUACUAGUGAGAAACCCUAUGGGUGCAGUCUGUGUGGGAAAGGCUUUAGCAGAAAAUCCAGGCUCACUAAACAUCAGAAAAUACAUACGGGACUCAAACAGAAUGAAUGCACUGAAUGCGACAAAACCUUCCUCAAGACAUCCCAGUUCAAUAAACAUCAGAAAAGUCACAUGAAAGAGAAACCUUAUAUGUGUAGUGAAUGUGGGAAAGCGUUCAUCAAAAAGUCUCUUCUCAUUUAUCAUCAACGAACUCACACUGGAGAGAAGCCUUAUACAUGCAGUGAAUGUGGAAGAGGUUUUACCAAGAAGUGUCAUCUUACUGAGCAUCACCGAACUCACACAGGAGAGAGACCUUAUACGUGCAGUGAAUGUGGGAAAGGCUUUAUCAACAAGAGUAAUCUUAUUGAGCAUCACAGAACUCAUACAGGAGAGAAACCUUAUACAUGCCGUGAAUGUGGGAAAGGAUUCUCAGUGAAGCACCGCCUCAUAGGACAUCAGCGAACUCAUACAGGAGAGAAACCCUAUGGAUGCAAACUAUGUGGCAAAACCUUCUCUAUAAAGUUUAAUCUCACUAAACAUCAGAGAACUCACACGGGAGAAAAACCUUUUUUAUGCAGUGAAUGUGGGAAACACUUCUCAAUGAAGCAGUGCCUUAUUGGACAUCAGCGAAUUCAUACUGGAGAGAAACCCUAUGUAUGUGUUGUGUGUGAAAAAGGUUUCCCCAGGAGGGGUGAUCUCACUAUACAUCAGCGAAGUCAUACUUCAGAGAAACCAUAUAUAUGCAACGACUGUGGAAAGGGCUUCACCGUGAAGAGUCGUCUGAUUAUACAUCAGCGAAUGCACACAGGAGAAAAGCCUUUUUUAUGCAGUGAAUGUGGGAAAGGCUUCUCAUUGAAGCAGGGCCUUGUUGGACAUCAGCGAACACAUACUGGAGAGAAACCCUAUGUAUGUGUGGUGUGUGAAAAAGGCUUCACCAUGAAGCGUGAUCUCACUGUACAUCAGCGAAGUCAUAAUUUAGAUAAACCAUAUACGUGCAAUGAAUGUGGGAAGGGCUUCACUGUGAAGAGUUGUCUGAUUGUACAUCAGCGAAUGCACACGGGAGAGAAACCCUAUGUAUGCAGUGAAUGUGGAAAAGGCUUCCCAGUGAAAAUGUACCUGACGGUACAUCAACGGACUCAUACAGGAGAGAAACCUUAUAUAUGUAGUGUAUGCUGGGAAGGUUUCACAGCGAAGCAAAAUCUCAUUAGACAUCUGCUGAAACAUACAGGAGAGAAGCCCUAUGUAUGUAAUUUGUGUGGAAAAGGGUUCACCAUGAAGACUGACCUCACUUUACAUCAGCAAACUCAUACUUAAGAGAAACUGUAUGUGCAGUGCAUAUGAGGAAGGCUUCAUUGUGAAGAGUAUACUAGAUAUACAUCAGCAAAACUCAUGCUGCAGAGAAGCCCUACACGCAAGAAUUGUGAUGAAGGCUUUAGGAAGAAGAUACGCUUUGUACAGCAUCAGAGAUUUCACUCAGGAAAUACUUGCUUUGCAUGUACUGAAUGUGGAAAAUUCUCAUUCAGCAAAAAUGAUCUUAUUACCCACCAGAGAAAUCACGUGGGAGAGAAACCCUAUUGAUGUAAUGAAUGUGGGAAAGCCUUCACUACAAACUCAAGACUUUUAUAUUCAUCAAAGAACACAUACAGGAGGGAGGCCCUAAGAAUGCAGCAAUCGUGGAAAAGCUUCUGACCACUUGUCAUUUUUAAACAAGAGAUUUCAUAGGUGUUUGCUUUGGGGAAAGCCUGUUUCCAACUUUAGGCUCUCAAGGUAAUAGUAUGCAAUGAAGAAUAACUGAAUGCAAAAGGAGAGAUGGGGGGGG
This is a messenger RNA of Myotis brandtii (Brandt's bat), 2808 nucleotides long. Its product is annotated as zinc finger protein 432-like. The transcript is spliced from 4 exons. The coding region runs from base 54 to 2303 and encodes 749 amino acids. The record is from RefSeq and is a predicted model, not a curated record. Gene Ontology annotation, molecular function: RNA polymerase II cis-regulatory region sequence-specific DNA binding; DNA-binding transcription factor activity, RNA polymerase II-specific. Gene Ontology annotation, biological process: regulation of transcription by RNA polymerase II. NCBI's taxonomy places the organism in Eukaryota, Metazoa, Chordata, Mammalia, Chiroptera, Vespertilionidae.